Messenger RNA from Anoplophora glabripennis (Asian longhorned beetle), 1290 nucleotides. Its product is annotated as thyroglobulin. The coding region runs from base 47 to 1243 and encodes 398 amino acids. Gene Ontology annotation, cellular component: basement membrane. The transcript is spliced from 9 exons. NCBI's taxonomy places the organism in Eukaryota, Metazoa, Arthropoda, Insecta, Coleoptera, Cerambycidae. The record is from RefSeq and is a predicted model, not a curated record. Gene Ontology annotation, biological process: cell-matrix adhesion.
GUUUUCGACAUCUUGCGAGAACUAGGUAUUCAGUUAAUCAUCCAACAUGAAAGUAUUUUAUUUAAUUAGUAUAUUUAUUUUGUCUGCGAGCGCUGAUGAAAGCGUUCUCUGCACUUCUUCAUACUGUGAUUCUGUUGAAUGUAGCGAUUUACCUGCGAAAUGUCAAAUACAAAAUGCAACGCAUAACGGAAUAUUUUUACCUUCUCCUCAGGUGUGCAACUGUUGCAGUUAUUGUUUAGAAAAUCUAGAUGAAGGCGACAAAUGCAGUACCGGAAAUCCAUCUAGCCCUUCACACACAACUAUUUGUGGACCAGGAUUGUAUUGCUCAUUAAGAGCAAAUAGCGAUUUCGAUGGAUUUUGCACUAGAAUGGCCUCACCGUGCCAUCAACUGCAAGACGAUUACGACAACAAACGAUUAAAUGGAACCUUAGGAUCCAUGGAAACUAGACAGACAUGUGACGAUGAUGGGACAUUUUCUUCUUACAAAUGUAUUCCAGGGCAAACAUGCUACUGUGUGAAUAAAGAAGGUAGUAGAAUUUUCGGGGAUCGUGAUUUUACUGGGCUUCCUUCGUUUCACAUGCAAUGUGGUUGCUCAAGAGACUACUACGAGGCUGUAGAAAUCACAGGAAAAGAGCUGGGACCCAGCGAAUUUUUUCGAUGCUCCCCCACUGGAGAUUAUGAUACGAUUCAAUGCAUUGGCGAUCAAUGUCUAUGUGUAGAUGCAGAAGAUGGGGCUCCCACUUACCCUAACGAUGCCUUAGUUAACAUGACGCUGUUAUCCAACGAAACCCUGCGUUGUUUUUCUGGAGAGGAAGACGGCGUAUUCUACAAAAAGUGCGAGGAAGAGUACGUAGCAAUAUUAGAAGAAGUUAAUAUGUACAAAGAUGAUGGAUUCGACCUGGUAUUUUCCUACACUUUCCCAAAAUGCGAUCUGGACGGCAGUUACCAAGCCGUGCAGGAAAAUUCGACUCACAAAAUAUGCGUAGACAAAGAAGGAAGCGUUCUUACCGCCGUGGACAAGAUAGAAAAUAAAACUUUAGCGGAUGCAAUGGACUGCAACUGUUUGAGGGCAAACCUCAUAAUCACAUCCGUGGAGAAACCUACAUGUGAAGUGAAUGGAAAUUAUUCUCCAAUACAAUGCAGAAGAGGAACAUGCAGAUGCGUCGAUAACAAUGGAAACCAAGUUUGCAAAAGCUCUGCGUGUGAAGUAGCAGAAAUAGACAGAGAUACUUUGAAAUGUUGAUAUACUACAGUUAAUUUAAAACAUAAUAAAUUGGAAUUUAUAACUUA